AUGGAACCAGCACCAAUUAAAGAAAAAGCUUCGACAACAGUGACUAGUACCCCACCUUCUAAAACAACACGGUGUUCAUCAUGUGUCAGCAAGGGGGUGCCACAGCCUCAUGGGGAUCGUACGUGUGAUAAAGCUUGUCCUUAUUUUUCGGAAUGGAGAGAACAGCAGAAGAUUCAGUCCAGCAGCGUGCAACAACAGACUGCUGAGAGACUGCUGGAGGAAGAAGAAGCUAUCGCUAACCUUAAACUGACACAACGGCCAGAACAAGAGAAACAACAACAACAAAGUAUUGUGAAUGAACGAGCAACAGCGGAAACAACACGUGAAAUGGAUCAAGAAUUAAAGAAAGGGGUGAUGCGGGAAGCUGCCAAACUCAUCACCAGUGCCCCUGGAUGUGACCCGUUGGAAGAACUGGCUUGUGUAGACGCUGAUUUAAGUUCUAGUGGAAGUAUUGGCAUUAACAACUAA
This is a messenger RNA of Meloidogyne enterolobii, 468 nucleotides long. The record is from the annotation of a GenBank genome assembly. NCBI's taxonomy places the organism in Eukaryota, Metazoa, Nematoda, Chromadorea, Rhabditida, Meloidogynidae.